Dracunculus medinensis (Guinea worm) is the source of this 297-nucleotide messenger RNA. NCBI's taxonomy places the organism in Eukaryota, Metazoa, Nematoda, Chromadorea, Rhabditida, Dracunculidae. The record is from the annotation of a GenBank genome assembly.
AUGAAAUGUGUUUGCGAUAAUGGCUAUUCACUUAUUGUUGACCGUUGCACAAAUCAAGAUGAUCCAUUGUACAAAAUUCAAAAAGAUUUGGAACUCAAACGAUUCUACAAGCGAAUUCAUUUGAUGAGAAAGGAGAAUCCAAAUAUAACAGUAGUAUCACAAAUCAUUUGUCCAAGUAAGAUGGUACUGGUUGAACAUAUUUGUCCACCAUCAGAAAAUUGGGGACUAAACUGCUAUCGCAUUUGCAAAUGUAUGGAUGGACUGCAGAAAAGAGGAGAUAACUGCGUGAUGGAAUGA